Miscanthus lutarioriparius is the source of this 447-nucleotide messenger RNA. Lineage: Eukaryota; Viridiplantae; Streptophyta; Magnoliopsida; Poales; Poaceae. The record is from the annotation of a GenBank genome assembly.
AUGGCGGCGGUGGAGGAGGAGAUCGCGGUGAAGGAGCCGCUGGAUCUGAUACGGCUCAGCCUCGACGAGCGCAUCUACGUCAAGCUCCGAUCGGACCGCGAGCUCCGCGGCAAGCUCCAUGCGUAUGAUCAACAUUUAAACAUGAUACUUGGAGAUGUGGAAGAGGUUGUGACAACUGUUGAGAUAGAUGAUGAAACAUAUGAAGAAAUUGUGCGCACCACAAAACGCACUAUCCCCUUCCUUUUUGUCCGAGAGUCCAGACCGGUGAAAUACCUGGAACUACACAAGUUCUGGAAAGCCAAGCUUCCAGACCGUCCUGUUUUUUUGCGAGGCUACCUUUGUUUCUUGCCAUCCUGGACAGGAGCACUUCUGUCCUUUGAUGCAACAACGGACAGGAGCAUUGACCAUGGAACUCUAACAAAAAGAGAAAUGCCUGAUCUUGACUGA